This is a messenger RNA of Anguilla rostrata (American eel), 3064 nucleotides long. RefSeq names its product ephrin-A3-like. The record is from RefSeq and is a predicted model, not a curated record. Gene Ontology annotation, biological process: axon guidance; ephrin receptor signaling pathway. Gene Ontology annotation, molecular function: ephrin receptor binding. The transcript has 5 exons. Gene Ontology annotation, cellular component: plasma membrane. The coding region runs from base 907 to 1566 and encodes 219 amino acids. NCBI's taxonomy places the organism in Eukaryota, Metazoa, Chordata, Actinopteri, Anguilliformes, Anguillidae.
CGGAAAUUGUGUUUAAUGGGCAGCUUAAGAAAAGUUAACAAUAACAGUGCCUGGGGCUUUUCGUGAAUUUGUUUUUAAAUAAGAAACGUUCCGACAGGUAAAUGGUUAAACUUGGGGAGGUGGAGUUACUGAGUGAACAACCGAAGACUACCAAACAGGGAGAGAGAGAGAGAAAGCGAGCAAGCGAGCGAGAUGGGAUGCGAGGGAUGCUGGAUAAAAAGGAAGAAAAUCUAGCUAAGGAACUUCCAAACGAACGAUUUGGUGAUUUUUUAUUAUUAUGUAGUAUGUAAGGGAGUCAAGGAAUGAACAAGCGAAGACAAAAAAAAAAACUGUUUUCAAACAUUUGUACAAGAAAAAUAAUUCCAUCAAUUUGAAGUAAACAUUUGGUAACAAGAAUCACUCUAUCUCACCAUUUAAAUAUCUACGUUGCACAGGACAUAAUUGUAUCCAGCUGCUAGUUAUUUAGCCUACACCACAGCUUAUUCUCAUUCAAACCCCGACCCGUAGCUUAAAGGAGGACAGCUGUUUUGCUUAUAUUUUUAUUUUAUAAUCAUGUCUUUGUUUUUAUUUUUGAGCGGGCUGUCUGCCGACGUAACAAGAAUAUAGUAUCUAUUCAUUUUUGUAUUGUGCACUUUUGAGUGUUCAGUAACUGAAUCAAUUUGGCAGUGCUGAAAUUUUGGUUUGGGGGUAGGAGGGAGCAUCGCAAUGGAAUUGGAGUUCAACAACACGUAGAUAAACACUUCUAUCUGCACAAAAUCAGUGAAAGCAAGGAGCCUCGUCAGUUGUUUUUCUCCGUUCUUAUUUCUUACCGGGAUGGUCUGAACGCAUCGCGUGGGAUAGAGGUACUGAGACCGGAGAAGCGAAAAGAACGACGGGAGGAGAGAUAAAGAGAGAGAUCUGAGGAUUAUGGCUCUCGCAACGUUCUCUCUCUGUCUCAUAACCCUCACCUGUGCAAACUUACACCUGGUGUAUGCCAACAACCGACACGCCGUCCACUGGAACAGCUCGAAUAUACACUUGCGCAGGGAGGGCUACACGGUGCAGGUGAACGUGAACGACUACCUGGACAUCUACUGCCCGCACUACAACGACAGCCGGCGGGGCUUCAGCGAGCAGUACGUCCUCUACAUGGUCACCUACCGCGGCUACCGCACCUGCGACCACCGCCUGGGCUCCAAGCGCUGGGAGUGCAACCGGCCGUACGCCCCGCACGCGCCCAUCAAGUUCUCCGAGAAGUUCCAGCGGUACAGCGCCUUCUCGCUGGGCUACGAGUUCAACGUGGGACAGGACUACUACUACAUCUCCACGCCCACCCAUCACCAUGGCCACAGCUGCCUGAGACUGAGGGUGUACGUCUGCUGCUCGGCCACCUCCCACACAGUAGACGAUCCCCACCCCACCCCGUCCGACUACACUCUCAGGCCCAACAUCAAAAUACACGACAUCGACGAGUUUAACCCCGAAAUCCCCAAACUGGAGAAGAGCAUCAGCGGCAGUAGCCCCUCCCAUGACCGCCUGCUGCUCACCGUCGCCGCGCUCUUCCUGGCCGCCCUCUCGGUCUCCUAGCAACCACCGCCGCGACGACGUCACGCCGACAGCCCGCAGCCGGCCCACGGGAGAGCUCGGCCGGAGGGAGAGGCCUCGGGUACGAACGGAGGGUUGCUGGGGUGGGUGUGGGGGGGAGGGGGGUGGUGGAGAGAAGGGAGGACAGAGACUGGACCGGAAGAUUUCGGAGGAGCGCGGCGCGUCCGAUGCCUCGCGCUGUCCCAGUGGGGCGCACCCCGGGGGCGCUCGAACCCGGACCCGGGACGAACGACGACCCGGAAACGGGCGGAGAGAGAGGGAAAGAACGAACAAAUGAGCUGAACUGCCUCUGACUGCAGAAAUGCAGAAACAGAAACGCGCUGCCCUUGCCGCUAGUACACGCUAACCGCCGGUGCCAGCCCUGGCGUGUGCCACGCGCGCCCUGGGACGUGUGUAAUUCCCGUAUGUCUACGUCUCAGCGUCACAGGCAAACGGAAUGGUGCGGCGCGCAUCGCGCGUGUGAGGAAAUGCACAAGUGCUCGUUACACGUGUGCGUGAACCCUGCUUUCUGCGUUGUCGCGAGGAACAGGCGUGUCGGACACGUGACGCACGCGUUGGGGAUGCAACGGGGCACGGGCUGGAACACGCCAGCCCUGUGACCAUCCGCUGCAGAAGCUGCGCUCCGAACCGGACUUCUGUGUGUCAUUUAAACUCAAUUAGAACACGACGCAGUGCUGGAGGAGGACUCCGCCGGUCCUAUCUGGACCGGAACUGGACCAGAACCGCACUGAACCGGACCAGGAUUGACUGCCCAUUGCUGCCCUAAGGUUUUUGAAUUCACAGGGGAGCAGCGGCGACAAACUACGGACAAAGUUUACCAUAGAAACUUUGGUUUUCGGACGAGUCCUACGGAGACUCGAUUACAGUCGAGAGUGUGCUGGCUACGCGUUGCCAUGGAGAACUGCCGAGCCUUCAUUCACCUGGGUUUACAGUAGCGUAGCCUAGCCACACCGUGGCGACUUAUCAGCUCAGCUGUAACUGUCCGGGUGUGCCGGAACGGCUGUAGGUUUUUUUUUAUUAUUAUUAUUAUUUAUUUAUUUGUAAACUGGUAUGAAUGUACAGAGUGGCACUGGUUGCUAGGGGUUACAGUUUAUUCCGUCCGCGGAAAUCCUCAAGCCGGGCAAACGACGCAGUCGUCUGUUUGAACCGCUGGGCGUGGCACUGAAGCAUCGGGCUGUGCCUCCCACCUACCAUUUGAACCCGCAACCCCCUGGCCUCGUACCCACGGUAUCACGUGCGGCUCCCCAGCAGCUCUCUAGUUUACGUCACAAAACAGCAUUCCGUGCUCCAUACUGUAAAUACAACACACUUUUUUACCUUUUUUUUUUUUUUGGGCUGAACACAUUUUACCCCUCAUAACUUAUCCAAAACGUAUCCAGUCAGGCAGAAAAACAGUAUUGUAAAUGGACCUACACCCCCCACUGUACGCAAACUAACCGCUCGCGAGCGUCACAGUGAGUUUUCCCCCAGACGGCCUGCC